AUUGGAAUUUUGAGCGGCUUCUAAUAUCUUAACGUCAGGAGGCAUAGGAGAGCUCAUCAGCCGCAUUCAUCUUUGUUGACCCCAACAAAUUUCUUAUACCCAUAGUUCAAACGGCCUGCUGGAUCAACACACAACUACUCCGAUUCGAAUGCCAGGUAAUCGAUUUCAUUGAUGAAAAAAAUUUGAAAAAUCGUUGUCACAAGGACGAUUUUGAAUCCCGGAAUCGUCUGCUUGUUUACCUGAGAUUGGACGAAUUUUCUUCUCGAAUAUUAAAAUGGCAAUGUCAGAAUACACAUUUGAAUGUUGUUCCCGAUGAGAUUCAAGCUUCUUCUGGGGUUUCUUCACGCUGAAAUUGGGUGCCCCAGAUCCGCCGUUCAUUCGAUUGGAUUUCUGAAUCUUGACGUGAUUCCUCAGCUUCUCACUUCCCUCCUCUGAUCUUCGAUUGACUUUGGUUCCGAGUUUCCUGGAAAAUAUGAAGAACAAAAAAAUGUAUGGGGUCUCCAUCUCUUUGCUUCUUAUCAACCUGGCAGCUAUAAUGGAACGCGCCGAUGAGAAUCUCCUACCGUCGGUUUACAAGGAAGUCAGCGAAGCUUUCAACGCCAGCCCAUCUGAUCUAGGAUAUCUUACAUUCAUAAGGAACUUUGUGCAGGGAUUAUGUUCACCCUUGGCAGGAAUCCUAGUUCUUAAAUACGACCGUCCUAAAGUUCUUGCAAUGGGGACGUUUUGUUGGGCCCUUUCAACUGCUGCAGUCGGUAUCAGUCUCGAGUUUAAGCAAGUUGCAUUCUGGAGAGCCCUGAAUGGCUUUGGCUUGGCUAUUGUGAUUCCAGCACUCCAAUCUUUCAUUGCUGAUAGCUACACGGACGGUGUUCGGGGUAUGGGAUUCGGCUUGUUAAGCCUCAUCGGUUCACUGGGAGGCAUCGGAGGUGGUGUCCUUGCAACCGUUAUGGCUGGUCAACAGUAUUUCGGCAUACAAGGAUGGCGCUGUGCCUUCAUUCUCAUGGCUACAUUGAGUGCAAUAAUCGGUAUCCUUGUUUACAUGUUUGUAGUUGAUCCUAGAAAAACAAUUAGCAACAUUCAGGACAGUUCAGAUAGGUACCGCCUGAGGGAUAGUUUGAUAAACCGAACCUCGUCUAAUUCAUCGUCGAUAUGGUUCGAGUCUUGGAAUGCUAUGAAAGCCGUUAUGAAAGUGCGUACAUUUCAAGUCAUUGUCCUGCAGGGGAUAGUUGGAUCACUGCCUUGGACAGCCAUGGUGUUCUUCACUAUGUGGUUUGAAUUGAUCGGUUUCAGUCAUAACAGUACCGCAGUUCUACUUAGUCUUUUUGCAGUGGGGUGUGCAUUGGGGUCUCUCAUGGGCGGUUUAAUUGCGGAUAGGUUGUCAAAGAUCUAUCCUCAUUCUGGCAGAAUCAUGUGUGCUCAAUUCAGUGCUAGUAUGGGCAUACCAUUCUCAUUGUUCCUCCUCCGAGUCGUUCCGCAGUCUAUCGAUAGCUAUCUCGUCUUCGCCGUUACUCUCUUAUUGAUGGGAUUAACUAUCAGCUGGAAUGGCACUGCUGUCAAUGCUCCCAUUUUCGCCGAGGUUGUCCCAAUGAAACACCGAACCAUGAUAUAUGCGUUUGACCGUGCGUUUGAAGGUUCGUUUUCAUCGUUUGCUGCUCCUCUGGUUGGUAUUCUCUCGGAGAAAAUGUUCGGUUACGACAACGCAGCUAUAGGUUCGUUACCGAAGGCUCUUGCAUUGUCGAAGGGACUUCUUGCAAUGAUGGCAGUUCCUUUCGGCGUUUGUUGUUUGUUCUACACGCCAUUGUAUAUAUAUUUCAGGCUUGACCGCGAAAAUGCUCAAAUGCAGAGUUCUAAAGGUACUAAACUCAUUGAUGACCUUUAAGGAACGGUCUGAGAUCUCACAUCGGUUGGGGAGGAAAACGAAACAUUCUUUAUAAGGGUGUAGAAACCUCUCUCUAGCAGACGCGUUUUAAAAUCUUUGAGAGAAAUCUCGAAAGAAAAAGCCUAAAGAGGAUAGUAUCUGCUAGCAGUGGACUUGGGCCGUUACAAACUGUGUAGGAAUGUAGUAGUGUAAUUCCACUGCCAUUAUAGUUUCUUUUUCCCUUUGAAGCCCAUUCAUUUUUCCUUUUAGAAUGUUCUGCAUAUGAACAUGACUCAACAUUUCAGGAUAAAUUGGGCAUUUUGUUGAGAACCAUGAAGGAUUAGAGAC
Cucurbita moschata (crookneck pumpkin) is the source of this 2203-nucleotide messenger RNA. Its product is annotated as protein spinster. Gene Ontology annotation, molecular function: transmembrane transporter activity. The record is from RefSeq and is a predicted model, not a curated record. Gene Ontology annotation, biological process: transmembrane transport. Lineage: Eukaryota; Viridiplantae; Streptophyta; Magnoliopsida; Cucurbitales; Cucurbitaceae. The transcript is spliced from 4 exons. Gene Ontology annotation, cellular component: membrane. The coding region runs from base 473 to 1876 and encodes 467 amino acids.